AUGAUUCUACAGCCCUGCAAUGUAGAACUUACUAAAGUGCAUUAUUACGAUCGGAACAAGAGAUCACAAAAUAUGUCCGUAUCCACUAUAAGCAGAGAAAUGUAUCAAAAUAGCUUUAAUAAAAAUAUGAUUAUCAAAAAGAAUAUUUUCGGACAUAGAUGGGUUCUGAAAAUAAACGAACAAAUAGACCCGGAACCCAAAAAGAAAAACCAAUUUUUAUUUGUUUAUAUUUUGGUGUUUAUUAGUCUUAUUUUAGCUGUGAGUUUUGGAAUUAUAUUUUCUUUAGAUUACAACACAUUCAGGGCAGAAAAUAAAACUACACUAAAUAGAGGCAAAAUUUUAGAACAAAAUGAAACAAAUUUGGAAAAUAAUACAAUUUAUAUAACAGACGAAAGUAACUUCGCACAUCAGAAUUUAGAAAUUAUUAGGACAUUACCAAAAAACGAUAAUAAUUAUAAUAAUGGAUCUCGAUACAAGGAAACUGAUACAUCGAACCCAUAUUGCCAAAACUGUACAAACAACGAAGUUUGCAUGAAAACUCGAGAAACUGAGAAGCCAAGAUGUAUUCUGAUGACUGAUAAAAGAGAUCCCACAGGAUGUGGUGGAUUAUGCAAGAUCAAUACAGAAUAUUGCAAAAACCUGGACAAACUAUUCCAGGUGUAUCAGUGUUUGAAAUUGAAAAAUUUACUCAAAUGUCCCGAAAAAACUUUCAACUGUGGCAACAUGUGCAUUCCAUUGGAAAAACGUUGUAACGGGCAGAUUGAUUGUAUCAAUAUGAUGGAUGAGAAAGAGUGUGAAUGCAAUUUAACUAGUCAUUUCCAUUGUGGCAACCAAACAUCUUGUUUAGCAAAAGAGAAGAUUUGCAAUGGAAAAGUAGAUUGCUGGGAUAAAUCUGAUGAAAUUCAUUGUCAAAAAAAUAUUUUCUGUGAAGAAAACUAUAUCCCUUGCACAAACGGGCAAUGUAUCCCGAAAGAGAAAAUGUGUGACAAUAAGCCAGACUGCUUAGAUAGAACUGAUGAACCGUUUUGGUGCCAACAAAUUACAAAAUCUAAGUUUUGA
Molecule: messenger RNA, 1059 nt
Organism: Ceutorhynchus assimilis (cabbage seed weevil)
Lineage: Eukaryota; Metazoa; Arthropoda; Insecta; Coleoptera; Curculionidae
Source: the annotation of a GenBank genome assembly